Melanotaenia boesemani (Boeseman's rainbowfish) is the source of this 1068-nucleotide messenger RNA. RefSeq lists its product as uncharacterized. The record is from RefSeq and is a predicted model, not a curated record. The transcript has 6 exons. NCBI's taxonomy places the organism in Eukaryota, Metazoa, Chordata, Actinopteri, Atheriniformes, Melanotaeniidae. Gene Ontology annotation, biological process: response to bacterium. Bases 13 to 1029 code for a protein of 338 amino acids.
UUAAAUCCGAAAAUGUUGGUCAUAUUCUAUGCACUGCUAAUGCUUGAAGGGGGACGUAGCACAAAUGAUUUUGAGUUUUUAACAAAGACGGUUAUUGUUGGACAAAACGGAACCCUGACGUGUCCUCUUCAGAAAUCUCUUCUGUACCAAGAAACCCUCUACUGGAUCAGACUUGUUUCUGGGAACUGGCCCGAAUUUCUAGGAGGAACAUUUAACUUUGAUUUUGAAGAUGUUAUAAAGAUACCUCACAUUACAGCAAAACAAGAGAAUGAAGCAUUUGUUCUACAUGUAACUGGAGCUAAGAUCAAUGAUACUGGUCUUUACUACUGUAUUAAAGUCAAACAACUUGACAUGAUGUUUAUUAAAGGAACAUUUCUAAAAGUUGAAGGACCAGAACCAGAUGUCACUGCUGUCACUCAGGAGCCCCUAUAUGAUCAGGUCUAUCCAGGAGACCCGGUCAGUCUGCAGUGUUCAUUCUUCUUUAACCCUGAGAAGAAAACCUGUGCAGCCGAUCACAGUGUGUUCUGGUUCAGAACCAGAUCAGAUGAGUCUCAUCCCAGUUUGAUUUAUCUCCAUGGAAACAACACUGAUAAAUGUGACAGGACGCCAGCGACUAACACCACACAGAAAUGCAGCUUCACCAGAAACAUCGCCUCCUCUGAUAGUGAGACUUAUUACUGUGCUGUAGCCUCAUGUGGAGAGAUUUUAUUUGGCAGUGGAACCAAACUCCAAGCACCCAGUCUGUGGGAUUUGAAGGCGGCCAAUAUAGUUCUGUUAUCGUCAGGUGCUGCUUUGACUGUGAGCCUCAUUGUGAUCGCUGUCUUAGUUCAUAGAAUCAGGAGGAAAACUUGUGGCUGUUGCAACGAUGCUGUAACGACCGGUGGUGAUCAGCAAAUUCAACAGAAGAAUGAGGUCUCAUUGAUUUAUUCUACAGCAACAUUCACCAAGAGACAAAAUGUCAGAGCUGAGAGAAGAAAUAAAAAAACAUCACCGAAGGAGACAGUGUACUCUGAUGUCAGAGUCUUUUAAUGAAUUAACAAUGUUUUGAAUCUGCUUAUUAAUUGCAGU